AUGGCUCUGCUGGAUCCAGAUUAUGCAGUGAAAGGCAGCAGCAGCAUCAUCAGGGAAUGGAGUGGGCAGGUUCAGCCAGCUCUCAUUGCCUCCUUUGUGUUCCUCUUCUGCCUGGAAGCUUGCCUGUGGGUGCGCAACCUGAGACUCAAGAGGAGGCUGCCAGGACCCUUCGCCUGGCCAGUGGUGGGCAACGCCAUGCAGCUGGGCCAGAUGCCCCACAUCACCUUCUCCAAGCUGGCAAAGAAGUACGGCAAUGUCUACCAGAUCCGUUUGGGCUGCAACGACAUUGUGGUGCUGAAUGGUGACUCCGCCAUCCGCCAGGCUCUCAUCCAACACAGCACUGUGUUUGCUGGCAGACCGAACUUCGCCUCCUUCCAGAAUAUCUCCGGGGGCAAGAGCAUGGUUUUCAGCAACUACAGCAAGCAGUGGAAGAUGCACCGCAAAGUGGCCCACUCCACGCUGCGAGCCUUCUCCUCGGCCAACAGCCAGACCAAGAAGGCUUUCGAGCAGCAUGUGGCCGGAGAGGCCAUGGAGCUCGUCCAGAUUUUCCUGCGCCUCAGCAGAGAUGGGCGUUACUUCGACCCGUCCCACGAGUUCACUGUGGCCGCUGCCAACGUCAUCUGCGCCCUCUGCUUCGGGAAGCGCUACGGGCACGACGACCCAGAGUUCAGGACCCUGCUCAGCCGGGUGGACAAGUUCGGGGAGACGGUGGGCGCUGGAAGCCUGGUGGAUGUCAUGCCCUGGCUCCAGUCGUUCCCCAACCCGGUGCGCAGCGUCUACCAGAACUUCAAAAGCCUCAAUGAAGAGUUCUUUGCCUACGUGAAGAGCAAGGUGGUCCAACACAGGAACACCUUCGACCCUGAAGUGACAAGGGACAUGAGUGAUGCCAUCAUCAACGUCAUAGAGCAUGGGAAAGAAAGCACACUGACCAAAGACUAUGUUGAAGGCACAGUGACAGAUCUGGUAGGUGCUGGGCAGGACACUGUCUCCACUGCUUUGUCCUGGAUAGUGCUGCUGUUAGUUAAAUACCCACAGCACCAAGUUAAGCUGCAGAAACACAUUGAUAAAGUGGUCGGUCGCGACAGGCUGCCCUCCAUCGAGGACAAGAGCAGCCUGGCGUGCCUGGAAGCCUUCAUCUAUGAGACCAUGCGUUACACCAGCUUCGUGCCCGUCACCAUCCCCCACUCCACCACCUCGGACGUCACCUUCGAGGGUCUCCACAUCCCCAAGGACACCGUCGUGUUCAUCAACCAGUGGUCCGUCAACCAGGACCCCCUGAAGUGGAAGGACCCCCACGUUUUCAACCCAUCACGGUUCCUGGACGAGGACGGCAACUUGGACAAGGACCUUACCAACAGCGUCAUGAUCUUCUCCACGGGGAAGAGGAGGUGCAUCGGGGAACAGAUCGCCAAGGUGGAAAUCUUUUUAUUAACGGCCAUCUUGCUGCACCAGUGCACGUUUGAGCACAAUCCCGCACGGGCCCUGAGCAUGGACUGUUCCUACGGGCUGACUCUGAAGCCCCUCCAUUUCUCAAUCACAACCAAACUCAGAGGCAAGCUGCUCGGCUUGGUGUCACCGGCAUGAAAAAAGACUGCUGCUCAACUGACUCCAGGCCAGAAAGGACUUUUCAAAAAUGUUUAAGUUGCUCUUGUUGCAAAUCCAGUGAGUAUUAGCAAAUCUGCACUGAAUGCUGUUUCAUAUUUAAAGAUGUUAUUAUCGUUUUUUCACAGUUUAGAUUGUAUGUGAAAUGUAUGGUUUAAUGUGGAUGAAAGAUUAGUUACAUGACAUAUCAAGUCUAAGAAAAAGCUCAAGCAUAAGUAAAUUGUGGAUGCCCAGCGUUGCGGGUCAUCAUCAGAAGUCAGUGGUGUUUUUUUUUUACAAUAUAAAACAUUGUGUUUGUUCACCAACCUGCAUGCAUCUAAAAAUAUUUCGAGAAUUUAUAUAUGAAGUGAGAAAUAUGUAUAAGUUAUAUAUGUAUAAACCUGCAUUUGUCUUGCAAGCAGGUGUAUGUGAAAGUUGUUAGGCUACACCUGAGGGUACACUGUACAUGUUGCAAAGAAAAUACUUUUUUUAAAGUUCACAAACAUUUAAAAAUGCAUUUAUUCUUUACGUGAGAUCUCUAUGUCUAUUCAAUAUUUUUAAUGAAUUAUAUGUCAGGUAUUGAAAAUGUACUUUUUAAAAUGUUUUAUUUGUCUACUGUACACUCAAGAGCACAUAUCAUACCUGUAUGGGAAGAACCUCAGAGGUAAUCCAUUUAUGACUAUAUCUUUUGAGGACAUUUAUUAAGUUUCAGGAAAAUAACACAGGCAGCAUUGUUCUAAAAGGUAAUCAAGAUAUGAGAAGCAAAAUGUAGGACAAGGUGUUGACUUUGAACUUUUUUAGCAGAGAAAGCUAAAUUGUGUGCUCUCAAACGUGAGGCACCUCAUUCAAUGGCCAGUUAUGAAUGAACUACGUUCUGUUGAGGAGAAUGAUAGAGGAGAGAGAGAGAGAGAGAGAGAGAGAAAGAGAGAGUGAGUGAGAGAAAUAGAGACAUAGAGAGAGAGAGAGAGAGCUUAGACACCAAAUCUAUAGCCCCCUGUUUCUUAUCCAAACAGUUCUCACUUCAAACCACAACCUAAACUUAACUCGCAAAAGAUGAGAAGAGAAAAAACUCCCAGGAAAUGUCGAGGCAUGACUUACACAUGUUUUCACAAAUGGGCUUUUGCUUUUGUUUACACCCUUGGGGCUUUGCAAACUAUCUGGAAGUCAUUUCACCUAUGCUGAAAUGCAUGCAUUCAGGAAUUCAUAAACUUGUGCGUGAAGCCAAUAAACACAACCACUUAUUGAAUGUCCAAGGCAAGCGAUCACCACAGAUGACAAUUUUGAUGAUGUUGUUGUUGUGUUUGUUUUUUUUACUCUUUGAAAAUAAGCUACAUAGAUCUGGAGUGAAUAAAGAGGAUUUUUUAAAACUA
Molecule: messenger RNA, 2951 nt
Organism: Clupea harengus (Atlantic herring)
Lineage: Eukaryota; Metazoa; Chordata; Actinopteri; Clupeiformes; Clupeidae
Product: cytochrome P450 1B1-like
Exons: 1
Coding region: 1-1584 (527 amino acids)
Source: RefSeq, a predicted model, not a curated record